AUGAUGCGCCUCAUUCUCCCAGUGCUGCUUUUGCACGCAAUUCGCGCGCAAGUCCAUGAAAGCUGUGAACGUGAUGAUUGUUUGAAGGGCGAGCCUGAAGAUGCCAUGAUGCUACAAGCCUUCGCUGACAGGAAGGAUACGAAGAAUUUCACCCGAGAUGUGCUCCAAGUCUCUGGUGGACUCUGUCGAAUCAUGUACUUCCCAGACAUAUUUUCCCCGGACUGGCGGCGGAUAUAUGACGCCAGUGACACCUCAUUGGGGUGUGACCUGGCGGCUCACUAUGCCUACGACACGUGUUGGGGGCUGUAUCAGAACUGCCUUGUGAACAACCUGGCCAAGCGGUACACCGUCAAAUUUUUCAAGGACAGUGUCAGCAUAGGCAAAUCGGCAGUUAUCACUCCACCCAUGAACACCUGCAUUACGGGCACCUGCGUCCAGGCUGGACAAACCCAGGUGUGCACAGUCAUUGAUCCCCCUGUGAAACGAACGGCAUCGGUGACGGGAUCGGUGACGAUCACCGCAUCAGAAGAUAUCAGCGACUACAGGAUUCAAUACGCCUGCAGAACGGCAUGUGAUACUCCUCCGGGUGCUGACUAAGCCGGACUAAGCCGUGCAUGGUGAUUAUAGAUAAUUUCAAGGUUGAUCCAACACAAUCAACUUGGUAUAAACUUGGCCAUGUAUUUCCAUUCCAGUUGGCCAGUCACGGGCGACCGAGGACCCCGAGUAAAA
Molecule: messenger RNA, 729 nt
Organism: Cladocopium goreaui
Lineage: Eukaryota; Dinophyceae; Suessiales; Symbiodiniaceae
Source: the annotation of a GenBank genome assembly